GGGUUGGCGGUGUCGUGUCAUGGAGGCUCAGUCUCUCAGCAGCCAUUGAAGGGGAAGGAACUGCGGGUGUGUGUAUGUGUGUGUGCGCGUGUGUGCAUGUGAGUGCGCGCGCGAGUGUGUGGACAAGGAGGUGCUGGCAGCCGAGUUAGAGUCCCAACUCCUUGGACUCCAUUGGCCAUUCUCUUUCUCCCCCACACCUAUCUGCUGGUGGUGGGCGUUUAUAUUUGCGUUUCUUUUCAUUCAUUUCCAAAUCUUUUACAAUUUGAGGGUUGGGGGCAGUGGGGAAGGCAGGACCGGGUAACGGAGGAGAGGAGGAGCGGAGAGCAGGAGGAGGACAUGGAGAUGAAGACGAGGAUUAACCAGGAGUUGAGGAACCGAGCCCCGGAGGAGAUGACACAGUUAGUCAUUGAUAAUUGCCGUUGUGUCAAUGGGGAAAUUGAGGGCCUGAAUGAUACUUUUAAAAAACUAGAGUUUCUGAGUAUGAUUAAUGUGGAACUAAGUUCACUGGCCCGGCUUCCCAACUUAAAUAAACUUCGAAAGCAAAAUCUUAAAAAUUUAAAAAGUCUUGACUUGUUUAACUGUGAGAUCACAACCCUAGAAGAUUAUAGAGAGAGUAUUUUUGAACUGCUGCAGCAAAUCACCUACUUAGAUGGAUUUGAUCAGGAGGAUAACGAAGCACCAGACUCGGGAGCUGAGGAUGACGAGGAUGGAGAUGAAGAUGAUGAAGAGGAAGAUGAAGCAGGACCACCUGAAGGGUAUGAGGAAGAAGAGGAGGAAGAAGAGGAUGAGGAGGAAGAUGAAGCAGGCUCAGAAUUGGGAGAGGGAGAAGAGGAAGUGGGCCUCUCAUACUUAAUGAGAGAAGAAAUUCAGGAUGAAGAAGAUGAUGAUGACUAUGUUGAAGGGGAAGAAGAAGAAGAUGAUGAUGAAGAAGAAGAAGAAGAGGAAGAAGGUCUUCGAGGGGAAAAGCGGAAACGAGAUGCUGAAGAUGAUGGAGAGGAAGAAGAUGACUAGAUCAUUCUAAAACCAGUUUCCCUAAAUUCCUGGGUGUGCAAUAGAGUGGUCACAUCUUGUUUCUUUAUGUAUAAUAGUUAUCCCUACAUAAGAUAAUGUGUAACUUUUUAUAGGAAAAGUGUGGUUUUACUAUUUUUGCCUUAUCAUUCCAAAUAAGAUUUACUAGUCUGUUAAUCAUAUGUAGAGAAAAAUUUUCAUUGACCUCCUUGUGAAAUUCCCUAGCAGUUUAUUUAGAAUCUUAAUUUUUCUAAUACAAGUUUACUUCUUAGUCAUUUUAGCCCAUAGUUAAAACAUGAUGGCUUUUGCACAGGCAUAGUAUGGUGCAUUUCAUUCAUAAGGUUUUAAAGUUAUUUAUCAAUUAACAGAAAUCACAGUCAGCUGGAGUAUGAAAUAAAAAUAGUCUUUUGAAUGAUAAGUUGGUAAUUUUUUUAGAGGUGACCCAGAGAUCUUCAUUUUGAAGGCAAUGCCUUUUUUGGCUAAGGGAUUUUGGGUGCUUGGAAAGUAGGAGCAGAAUAGUAAAGGUUCUAUUCAACAACAUAGUUCCUGGCUUUUGGGGAGGCUUCUGAAACCUUUAAGCCAGGUGGCUAAUAAGAUUUUAUUUUUGAAGGAAAAAUUGCUUAUAGUAAGUUCAGAGACAUGCAGAGGAGCCCUCUGUUCUCAAGCUGAAUGAAGAUCAUGACAUGCUAAGGGUUGGUUUUUGUUUUAUUUUUAAGUGUGCAUUUUUCAUCAACAAUUCCUUUACGACCACCUUCCUUUCUUGUUUCACUCUCCUCCCUCUCCUCAAAAAAAAAAAUGGGGGGGAAACUUAUGAAUACCCAGGAAAACCUUUAUUCUUAUACCUCAAUUACCUUUUCAGACCUGUCUCAGUUUUCAAAAAGCUAAGUGAAACAAACUGAGUAUUUUCUGAGAUACGAAUAUUAUUAUCUAUGCAGUUUUAUGCAACAGACUCUGCUUACUGGAAAUCCUUCUUGGUUGACAAGAUAUACAGACUGUAGAAGGAUGAAGAAAGAAAAGCAGAUGGGCUUUUGGAAGCAGCAAUAGUGUUCCUCAAAAGUCAGAAUAAUUUGCCUGUUGGUAAUUAAUGAGACAUUCAAAUCAAAUUAUAAGUUAGCUUCCCAAAUGACUUAGCUACCACUCUGCAAGCAUUUCUAAUUUUUUCUGAGUAGAACCUUUAAUUAUUCUCUCUAUAGUUUUAAAGCAUUAUCAGAUUUAGCAUUUGAUUGGAAUAUAUUAGACAAUGGAAAAAUAUUUGAAACUAAAUCCAUAUUAAAAUUAAGAUUUGUUUUCAAGUGGAUGUCCAUUAAAAAUAGAAAAAUAUUUGGGAAAAGUACGAGUGUGUUUUCUUAUAUGGCUACUGAUUAUAAUAUGAGUAGAUAAGUUCAUCUCCCUUUUUGUUAUGGAGGCUCCAUGUUCAAGGCAAUUGCUUUUUUAAUCUUGGCUCUCUAAAUUUUUCCCCCUUCGGUUUUGAAUAUUUGUAAGUUUUUUUGUUAGUGUCAGCAAAUUAACUGAAGUUACACUUUCAUACUGGGACACAUUUCAAUUACUGAGUAUAGUACUGCUUUAGCUUAAACUAAAAAGUGGCACAAAAUGACUGAACUAAAACUCUUGAGAUAAGUUUAGUGGGGGGAUUCGAAUAUCCAAAUAGCUAACAUUUUAUUCCUUUUUAACAACUGAAAUCCCUUGUUUUAGUCCCUAAGAAUUCUCAUCACAUUGUUUGCCAGAUUAUAAAAUACUUAUUUUUAAAGUUAAAUUUAUAUACUGGCUUUCUUAUCAAUCAUUUUAUUGUGCAAUCAAUAUUAUUGUUCUUUGGUUUGUAAACAACACUUAAGAGCCUCCAAAUAACUUUUAAGACUUAUUUAGCUUUGUGGGUGAUAUUUUCAUGCAAAUAAGGGUGGGUUUUAUAUUUUGUAGACGUUUUCGGUCCUAUUUUAAUGCUUCUUUGUAUGGCAGUGUGUAUAUAGUGUGUUAAACUCCUCAAAACUCAAAAAUCUUUGAAGUUAAUACUUUUGUGCAACUGUGUUUUGAAUAAAGCCAUGACAGUGUUAAAACAACAACAAAAAAAAUGCAGUUCUUCUGAGUAUUCCUUUAUUGUUUCUGACUGUUCCCUGUUUUUUCUGAGACUGCUGUAAUUUAAAGUUUUUGAAACUGAAUUGCUUCAAAUAAAUUGAAGAUUUGUUGUUAA
Molecule: messenger RNA, 3193 nt
Organism: Myotis myotis
Lineage: Eukaryota; Metazoa; Chordata; Mammalia; Chiroptera; Vespertilionidae
Gene: ANP32E
Product: acidic nuclear phosphoprotein 32 family member E
Exons: 6
Coding region: 337-1011 (224 amino acids)
Biological process (GO): regulation of apoptotic process
Cellular component (GO): nucleus
Molecular function (GO): histone binding; phosphatase inhibitor activity
Source: RefSeq, a predicted model, not a curated record